AUGCCUGAAAUUAAACGUAAACAUGGUCGUCCUCCUAAUAAUGGGCAUAUUCAUGGUACUGAUAAAAAUAUGCUUAAAAAAGCCAAAGUUAAGAAAGAAUUUGAUAAGAAUAAUACGACAUUAUCACACUUAUCUGGUUUGAGCCUUGAUUCACGUAUUCCUCAAAAUGCAGUGUUAGAGGUACACAACCUACUUGGCGAUGGUCAUUGUGGAUUCCAAUCACUAGCUGUAGCUAUAUUUCAAGAAGAAGGCAAAUGGCAAGAUGUUAAGAUUGCUAUGAAGUCUCAGCUGACCAAGCAGCAAUAUAUAUACGGAUGUUCACGAGAGUACUGGUUUUAUGUGCCAGAAUGUGCUCAGCUAGCAUCUGAUACAUUUAACAUACCAAUAGCAGCAUUUAGUGAGGAUUCUACGUCAAGUCUUUUUUUUUUGCCAUUCGAUAAAAAGCCUGGGAGUCGUAAAAAGCCUAUCAUUUUGCAUUGGCACGGAAAAGAUCAUGUCGUAUUGGUUAAAUUCAAGCAACAUAGGGAUAUACAAGUUCCACAUUUAAACCCUCAAUAUAUACCUAUUUGCUGA
This is a messenger RNA of Dentiscutata erythropus, 573 nucleotides long. NCBI's taxonomy places the organism in Eukaryota, Fungi, Glomeromycota, Glomeromycetes, Diversisporales, Gigasporaceae. The record is from the annotation of a GenBank genome assembly.